AUCUAGUUUUCCUUUAUGAAUCACUUAAGACACUUAGGAAGUUUCUUGUUCUGAAAUUGCAGUACUGCAAUGAAGAAAAGGAGAAAGGUUACUUCAAGUCUUGACGAGAAGAUCCAUCUAGGCUAUCCUAAGAAUUCUUCAGGAGGAAAUGGUGCAGUGGAGUGUGAUGAUCAAGUAGCCUAUACUCCACCUACAAGAAGACCAACUCCUGAAGCUCUUCCCUGCUACCAGGACCUCCCCCCUUCUCCAGAUCAGAGAAAGCUUCUGAGUUCUUUGCAGUACAAUAAGAAUUUACUGAAGUAUCUAAAUGAUGACCGGCAGAAGCAACCGUCUUUCUGUGAUUUACUUAUCAUAGUCGAAGGAAAAGAAUUUAACGCGCACAAAGUAGUCGUUGCUGUGGGCAGUAGCUAUUUUCACGCAUGUUUGAGCAAAAACCCAAGCACUGAUGUUGUCACUCUGGAUCAUGUAACACAUUCAGUUUUUCAGCAUUUGCUCGAGUUUCUGUACACAUCCGAAUUUUUUGUGUACAAAUAUGAAAUUCCUCUUGUACUAGAGGCUGCGAAGUUUCUGGACAUAAUUGAUGCCGUUAAACUACUCAAUAACGAAAAUGUUGCCAGUUUCCAAUCGGAAUUAACUGAAAAGUCAUCACCAGAAGAUACCCUAAGUGAAUUAACUGGAAGAUUAUCUAAUCAUCAGUGCAAAUUCUGUAAUAGCCAUUUUUGUUAUAAAAAGUCCUUAGAGAACCAUUUGGCAAAGACUCAUAGAUCCCUAUUAUUGGGGAAAAAACAUGGGUUAAAAAUGCUGGAGAGAAGUUUUUCCGCAAGAAGAUCAAAAAGGAAUCGGAAGUGCCCAGUGAAGUUUGAUGUUACUAGUGAUGAUGAACCAGAAAGUGGUGAUGGGUUAGACAAUUUGAACCAGGAGAACUUUGAUAAAGAAAAGUCUGACAGGAAUGAUUCAGAGGAUCUUGGAAGUGAAUAUAAUGCUGAGGAAGAUGGGCUAGAUGAGGAGAUGUCAGAUGAAUAUACUGACACUGAAGAACAAAGUGAAAAGGAUCAGAAUGAUGCAGAAGAGGAGCCUGGGGCUGGUGAUUCUGUUCAAAAUAUUCGUGAGGGGUUAACCCCAGUAAUCAUUCAAAACAAUAACAAAAAAAUAUUGCAGUGUCCUAAGUGUGAUAAAACAUUUGACCGAAUAGGGAAAUAUGAAAGCCACACCCGUGUUCACACAGGUGAGAAGCCCUUUGAGUGUGAUAUUUGUCACCAGCGCUAUUCAACAAAAUCUAACCUAACUGUUCACAGAAAGAAGCACAAUAAUGAAACAGAAUUUCAUAAGAAGGAGCACAAGUGCCCUUACUGUAAUAAACUUCACGCAAGCAAGAAGACUUUAGCCAAGCAUGUUAAGAGAUUUCAUCUUGAAAAUGCGCAAGAAUUUAUUUCCAUUAAGAAGACUAAGAGUGAAAGUUGGAAAUGUGAUAUUUGCAAGAAAUCUUUUACUCGAAGACCACAUUUAGAAGAGCAUAUGAUUCUACAUUCUCAAGAUAAACCUUUUAAGUGCACCUAUUGUGAAGAGCACUUCAAAUCACGAUUUGCACGGUUAAAGCAUCAAGAGAAGUUCCAUCUGGGUCCUUUUCCAUGUGAUAUAUGUGGUCGUCAGUUUAAUGACACUGGAAAUUUGAAGCGCCAUAUAGAAUGUACUCACGGUGGAAAGAGAAAAUGGACUUGUUUUAUCUGUGGAAAAUCAGUAAGAGAAAGAACUACAUUGAAAGAACACUUGCGAAUUCAUAGCGGAGAAAAACCUCAUCUUUGUAGUAUUUGUGGACAAAGUUUUCGUCAUGGGAGUUCAUACAGACUUCACUUACGAGUACAUCAUGAUGAUAAAAGAUAUGAAUGUGAUGAAUGUGGAAAAACCUUUAUUCGUCAUGACCACCUUACAAAGCACAAAAAAAUACAUUCAGGUGAAAAGGCUCAUCAGUGUGAAGAAUGUGGAAAAUGUUUUGGUCGUAGGGAUCAUCUUACUGUUCAUUAUAAAAGUGUGCACCUUGGAGAGAAAGUGUGGCAAAAAUACAAAGCAACAUUUCAUCAAUGUGAUGUUUGCAAGAAAAUUUUUAAAGGUAAAUCAAGUCUGGAAAUGCAUUUUCGUACUCAUUCAGGUGAGAAACCAUACAAGUGUCAAAUUUGCAAUCAAUCUUUUAGGAUUAAGAAGACUUUAACCAAACACCUGGUCAUUCAUUCUGAUGCAAGACCUUUCAACUGUCAGCACUGUAAUGCAACAUUUAAGCGGAAAGACAAGCUGAAAUACCAUAUUGACCAUGUUCAUGGCAUAAAAUCUCCUGACGAUCCUCUCGGUACCUCUGAGGAAAAACUUGUGCCAUUGCCAGUAGAGUACUCAUCUGAUGAUAAAAUAUUUCAAGCGGAAACAAAACAAUACAUGGACCAGACCAAAGUUUAUCAAUCAGAAGCCAAGACUCUAUUACAAAACGUGUCCACUGAAGUAUGCGUUCCAGUAACCUUGGUUCCAGUUCAGAUGCCAGACACGCAGAAUGAUUUAGUGCGUCACACAACCACACUCCCACCAUCUUCUCAUGAGAUUCUUCCACCCCAGCCACAAUCAACAGACUACCCACGAGCCCCUGAUUUAGCUUUCUUGGAAAAGUACACUCUUACACCUCAGCCUGCAAAUAUAGUUCAUCCUGUCCGACCUGAACAAAUGCUCGAUCCUAGAGAACAGUCCUAUCUUGGAACAUUACUGGGACUUGAUCACACUACUUCUGUGCAAAACAUUUCUAAUAACGAUCAUCACUCAUGAGAAAAUACGAACAUUCCA
Molecule: messenger RNA, 2820 nt
Organism: Elephantulus edwardii (Cape elephant shrew)
Lineage: Eukaryota; Metazoa; Chordata; Mammalia; Macroscelidea; Macroscelididae
Gene: ZBTB41
Product: zinc finger and BTB domain containing 41
Exons: 10
Coding region: 70-2802 (910 amino acids)
Biological process (GO): regulation of transcription by RNA polymerase II
Cellular component (GO): nucleus
Molecular function (GO): DNA-binding transcription factor activity, RNA polymerase II-specific; RNA polymerase II transcription regulatory region sequence-specific DNA binding; protein binding
Source: RefSeq, a predicted model, not a curated record